AUGUCAAAUGACGACUCGUCCACUGUUGACAUGAAUCCUGUAUCUUCACCUGUUCAGAUUUCUUCUUCUAUUGAAUCCAUUCCUGCUUCUGGCUUGCCUUCUGUCGACACUCCUACUGUUUCUGAGAUUCCAUCUCAUGGCCUUACCCCUCCAGAGGAGUCGUCAUCCGACGACGAAGCACCUAUUACAAGCCUGGGGAGUUCCGCUAAUAACGACCCUGCGUCAGAGGAACCCGAUGAAGUAAGGAUUAGUGACUCUUCUCUCUUUGAUCUACCUACGGUACCCGACAACGCCAAAUGGUCCUAUGAACCUGUGUCUCGUCCUGCUCCUCAGUAUAUUUCAUCUUCCAUUAACCCCAAUAACAUCCUCAGCUCUCGACGUCGACAUGCUCACCUUGCCAAAGCUAAUCCUUCCGUCGCUCCGAAGACCUUUAAACAGGCGAUGCGUGGGACCAUGAGGGCAACAGGCGAGGAUGGAGAUUUCACACGCUCUGUGAAAGACCAGACGGUCUGUCACAGAGAAACAGUUGUGAUCAGAGACGCGGGGAGAGAUAGACAGAGUUUUUUCCUCUCUACUCCCCCGGCUCGCUUAAUCUUCAUCCCGCUUGUUGGAGAUCACACAAUCUCACCAGUCUUGAGCUCAUAG
This is a messenger RNA of Melampsora larici-populina 98AG31, 645 nucleotides long. RefSeq lists its product as uncharacterized. The record is from RefSeq and is a predicted model, not a curated record. Bases 1 to 645 code for a protein of 214 amino acids. The transcript is spliced from 2 exons. NCBI's taxonomy places the organism in Eukaryota, Fungi, Basidiomycota, Pucciniomycetes, Pucciniales, Melampsoraceae.